GGAAUGUGAAGACCGCAAGAGCAAGCAUUCCAAGUCCUCCAACAAGCUGCCAGGCAACAAGUACCCCCUCCAUAGCGAACACAGCUUACGCUAACCUACGAGGAGCCUCCGAACAGAAUGCGGAAGAAAAGUAAUUGGCGCAAGACGCCAAACCCGUCAAAGCUCGCCCCUCAUGAGACACAGGAGGAGGUCGACCUCGACGAUGAGGACAUGCAGCUGUUCGAAGAGUUUGGAGGAUACACUCGCUUCUUGACGACACUGAACCCCGAAGACCUCACGAAGAAUGAGGUGCUUGACGGACCUAACGCGGUCAUGCGAGCGAAAGGAAGUUUCCGCACCGCUCAGGGAGAGGACUCUGACAAAGACGAAAAGGAGGACUCGGACGCAGAAGCUAGCUAUGAGCAGCGACCUAGGUCUAUACGGGCAGAGUGGAAGACGGAGGAGAAGACGAUGCUGCCUAUUCGGGGUCAGGAUGGUGCGCUUAAAAUGCAGCAUAUAGUGGUGCAAGGCAACGUAUCACAAGAAGAUGCCGCAGAAGUUGAUAGCGAAUCCGAUACAGAAAAAACAGCACAGCAAUUGAAGGCGAAGAAAGCGGCGAAACCAAGAACGAAGGACGCCCAGAAAUCCGACACUCCCAAAGUACUAGAAACGGCUCAAUCUCGCCAAGAGCGCAUCGUACAUGCACAGGAAAAGUUGGCGGAUCUGGCAUCGUCCAUCAUCGAGGAUCCCGAAACGCAAAUAGCGCAGUUGAAGAACCUGCGCCAGAUUGCCUCGGACAAGGACGUGCAGAUCCGGAAGAUUGGUCUCCUGACCCAACUAGCUGUUUACAAGGACAUUAUCCCAGGAUACAGAAUACGACAGUUGACUGAUGCGGAGCAGGGUGUGGCUGUUACGAAAGAGGUCAAGAAGCUCCGACAAUACGAGGAGACUCUUCUCUCGAACUACCAGGCGUAUUUGCAGAUUUUGGAGAACACUGUGCAAGCAACGGUGAAAUCGACAGAAGAGGCUGAACAGUCGUUACUGGUUGUUGCCAUUCGAUGCAUGGCUGACCUUCUCACCUCUGUUACGCAUUUCAACUUCCGGUUAAAUCUGAUGACGGCGGUGGUUGCGCGGAUGACAUUGAAGAACCCGCCUGCAGUGUCGGCGAUAUGCUGUAACGCCCUGUGCACGGUGUUCGUAGCGGACGAAUCUGGUGAAGCGAGUUUGGAAGCGGUGAAAUUGAUCUCGAAAGCCAUCAAAGCAAAGCACUAUCAGGUUCAGGAGGAGGUGUUGAACACAUUACUACGCCUGCGAUUGAAUAAGGAUGCCAAAGCAGACAAGAAGGAGCGGAAACUAAAGCACUACGAUGACAAAGAUCGCCAUAACGACCGCAAACGGAAGAAGAACGACAAGCACGUGUCCCGUAAGAUCCGGAAAGUGGAGAAGCACAACAAAGAGAUUGAGAAGGAGCUGAAAGAAGCCGAGGCGGUCUAUGAUCAGGACGAAGUGCAGAAACGCCACACUGAGACUCUGAAAUUCGUCUUCCUGAUCUACUUCCGCAUUCUGAAGAAUGCUUCCAACUCGCCGCUCCUGCCGGCGGUACUGGAAGGUCUCGCCCGCUUUGCGCAUCUCAUCAACGUCGAGUUCUUCGCAGACUUGUUGGAGGUUCUGAAAAAGAUCUCGUAUGAGCAAUAUCAGAGCUACAUUCAGGGAUCGGCCGCCUCGACUGCGGAUACCCGAUCUGCGUUCCACUGUGUGAUUGCUGCCUUCCAGCUGCUGAGCGGACAGGGAGAAGCGUUGAAUCUGGACCUAAAGGACUUUUACAGCUCCAUGUACAGUCAGAUGAUGCGGUUAGCGAUGAGCCCUGGGGCCGCAUUGGCGAUUGCAGGGACGAAGAGGGAUAAAGACCGACGGGAGAGGCAUGCUGCGAAUACCACGGAAGUUGUGCACAUGGAAACUCGGUCGGGGAGCGAGAUCGAGCUGGCGUUGCAAGGAUUUGAAUUGCUGUUUUACAAGAAGCGAGCGGUACCAGUUGAACGAGUGGCCGCCUUUGUUAAGAGAUUAGCAACGAUCGGCCUGCAUCUUCCCGCACAUGCUACGCUGGCAUGCCUCGCCAUCAUUCGUUCCCUCAUCAUUCGCUUCCCGCGUCUGGAGAGUCUAAUGGACGCUGAAGGACGGAUAGGCACAGGAGUAUACAGACCGCUCCUCGAAGAUCCCGAACUUUCGAAUCCCUUCGCCACAAACAUGUGGGAGCUUACACUCCUGCUGCAUCACUACCAUCCCACCGUCCGAACACUCGCCAAACACGUCGCCGGAACCGUGUCGAUAACACAGAAAGGCGCAACUCAAGUGCAGAACGUGCAUAAACCAUUACCGGGUGACCUCGCGUGCCCACCUCGGGAGUUCCUGACGCGAUAUGACCCCAAUCCGUUUGCGGCUACUGACAGGCCGGAAGCAUUCCGCUUGGCACCGGCCACAGAGAUACCAGGCGCCAUUGCGACGGUGUUGAAGAAGAUGCAGUCGAAGGGCAUCAAAUACGUUGAUGGGCCGUCGGCGAUCAUGGCGAGCGAGUUUCUGCAGAAAUUAGAGAGUCGUGUGGGGGCGUGAAAGCACUCUCAUUGACGGGGUAUUUGUAUAAUAGAUUCUUAUAGAAGGCAGUCAUGGG
This is a messenger RNA of Fimicolochytrium jonesii, 2644 nucleotides long. RefSeq names its product CBF/Mak21 family-domain-containing protein. The coding region runs from base 118 to 2586 and encodes 822 amino acids. Gene Ontology annotation, cellular component: nucleolus. The record is from RefSeq and is a predicted model, not a curated record. Gene Ontology annotation, molecular function: chromatin binding. Gene Ontology annotation, biological process: DNA replication initiation. Lineage: Eukaryota; Fungi; Chytridiomycota; Chytridiomycetes; Spizellomycetales; Powellomycetaceae. The transcript is spliced from 4 exons.